AUAUAUAAGAAGAAAGACAUAAAUAUAGCCUUAACUUCAUUUUAGUAGAUCAUUCAUAUAUAAGUUUUAUGGUUUCCAACAUAAAUUGAAAGGGGAACCAGCAUGAAAGAGAAAAUUCAUCGUGAACAACACUGAAAAAUCCCCUUCAACAUUCAAACGCCUCUGAAUGGUAAGAUUUCAUUUUCAUGGCCAGAUUGCCUCUUAAACACAUUAAUGGCAGAAGUGGAAGCGUGCUGGUGAAUCACAUUAAUGGCAAAGGUAAAUGUAUAUAGUUACAAAUCGAAGUUGAUAACCAAAGGAAAAGAUGAACUUAGUAGUUAAAACGCAGUCAAUACGAUUCUUUGGAAUUUUGGCUUUUAAAUGUUCUGUUCAUGGAGGAAGCGGGAAAGGAGGGGAGAGAACGUGGAAAUAAUUGCAGCAGUCCUCGCCCUGUGAGAAGAAGAAGGCAGCAGCAGCAGAGACUUAAAAUAUUCAUGCAAACGACUGCGAAUUUAAAUCCACCACCUCAAGGGUCGUGCACCCAUGUACUGAAACCACGUGCAUCGACGAGGCUCACCACCACUCCAUCUCCCUCUCCCCGCCAUUUUUGCUUCCUUCAAUUCUCGCUAUUUAAACUUCAACACCCACUUCCCUGCACUACCUCUCUCCUUAUCUCUUCCUUGUUUAGCAGAAACAACACUGCUACCUGGUGAUUUCCAUGGCUUCUCAAAGCAGUGUUCUUCUUCUCGUUCUUCUUUUACCUUCCGUGGUGGUGGACAUGGCUACUGCUUCUGCUUCUGAGGGAUGGACGAAUGCCCACGCUACCUUUUACGGCGGGAGUGAUGCUUCCGGGACAAUGGGAGGAGCUUGUGGAUAUGGAAACCUGUACUCGACUGGUUACGGGACGGCAACAGCUGCGCUCAGCACGGCGCUGUUCGACGACGGCGCCGCCUGUGGGCAGUGCUUCAAGAUAAUCUGCGACGUUCACGCCGACUCCAGGUGGUGCCGGACCGGCAAAUCUGUGACCGUGACGGCCACCAACUUCUGCCCUCCAAAUUUUGCUCUGCCGAACGAUAAUGGAGGAUGGUGCAACCCCCCUCUUCAGCAUUUUGACAUGGCUCAGCCUGCUUGGGAGCAGAUCGGCGUCUACCAAGGGGGCAUUGUCCCUGUCCUCUUCAAAAGGGUUCCUUGUGUUAAAGAAGGGGGAGUUCGUUUCACAAUCAAUGGAAGAUCGUAUUUCGAGCUUGUACUGAUAACAAACGUUGGUGGUGCUGGUUCAAUAUCGGCUGUGUCGAUCAGGGGAUCGCAAGGGAACUGGCAAGCCAUGACAAGAAACUGGGGUGCAAAUUGGCAAAGCAAUUUAUACCUCAAUGAGAAAUCUCUCUCCUUCAGAGUCACUACUACUGAUGGCACAACUAUGGUCUUCCCUGACAUUGCACCUAGUAAUUGGCAGUUUGGGCAGACUUUUACUAGCACUGUCCAGUUCUGAUGUUUCCUGUUUCUUAGUGAAAUUUGGUUGGGAGUUAGCAGUGGCGUGCUUCAUCUUUCAGCCAAAGCAGCCCGCUAGCCAACCAUAUAGGUUGUUGUUUAAGUAUCAGCAGCGGUAGCAGUAGCAGUACUAGCAUAGAGGACACACUGUAUUGGCUUCAAUCUGAGAAUGUUCUUUUUUAAAUCUCAGAACCACACGGGAUUCGUAAGCAAUAUAUCAGUUUAUUCCAAGCUUUGUAAACGGAUAAGACUGUCUUUAAGAUUGUCUGUGAAGCAUGUGGGUUUUAAUAGAUGAACUUCAAGUAUUA
Nymphaea colorata (pocket water lily) is the source of this 1775-nucleotide messenger RNA. RefSeq names its product expansin-A11-like. NCBI's taxonomy places the organism in Eukaryota, Viridiplantae, Streptophyta, Magnoliopsida, Nymphaeales, Nymphaeaceae. The record is from RefSeq and is a predicted model, not a curated record. Gene Ontology annotation, biological process: plant-type cell wall organization. Gene Ontology annotation, cellular component: extracellular region. The coding region runs from base 698 to 1468 and encodes 256 amino acids. The transcript is spliced from 3 exons.